Molecule: messenger RNA, 2030 nt
Organism: Sycon ciliatum
Lineage: Eukaryota; Metazoa; Porifera; Calcarea; Leucosolenida; Sycettidae
Product: RNA/RNP complex-1-interacting phosphatase-like
Exons: 10
Coding region: 205-1473 (422 amino acids)
Biological process (GO): 7-methylguanosine mRNA capping; protein dephosphorylation
Molecular function (GO): protein tyrosine/serine/threonine phosphatase activity; mRNA guanylyltransferase activity
Source: RefSeq, a predicted model, not a curated record
UGUUUCGAUUUCGAUUGUUUUUCCUUCAUUUGAAAUAAAGGUUAUGUCAAAGAGAUCAAGGAAACACUCCCAGCAUUAGUAUUUCCUUCAGGCCAGGGUGCAGGCGCAAGGAGCCAGUUCAGACUUUUGCGUCAAGUUUAGUUCAUAGAAAAUACGAUCUUUAGUAGUACCAAACCCUUUUAGGCACGCAGAAUUUGGAAUACAAUGGGUAAAAUCCCUGACAGAUGGAGGGAUUACACGCCUUUCCACAAACUGCUGGAGGUUGGCGGUGAGCGUAUGAUUGCUGUGAAAACGCCACUCUGUGAGGUGUAUAAUAAAGGAACGCGCUUUGACAAUGGCGCGGAUGAAGAUCUUCUUGAGGAGCACGAACAGUUUACACCUGAAAUGCUUGUCACCCAGGUCAGGGAGAAACUGGGUGCGAACGUCACGUGCGUGAUUGAUCUCACCUUCACAAACCGCUACUACACAAAGAGUCAUUUACCAGACGGUGUAUACCACUACAAACUUAAAGUUCCUGGUCGGCAAACACCUGAUCGUCGAAUAUGUGGACUAUUUAACAAGCAGCUAAGGAAGUGCUUUUCCUACAAAGAUUCGUGUGUUGCUGUGCACUGCACACAUGGUGUGAAUCGCACUGGCUACCUUCUCAGCCAGUACCUUAUGAAGCAUCAUGGCAUGAAUGUAGACGAAGCUGUCUCUUCCGUGACUGAAAGUCGAGGCCAUGACAUUGAUCGUACGGAGUACGUCCAGGCUCUUCGUGAUAAUGCUGCAUUCUUGGUAACUGAUAACUAUCAGGACGAAGUUGAGGCGCCUGAUCAUGCACUGCAACAGAGCGGUGGCAGGCAUUACCCAGCCAGGCAGACUCAGCACUACAGUAGCGGCGGCUCGUACGCGGGAAGCGGACAUGCUGGUGGAUGGGCCAAGGGUGGCGGUAGAUACGAAGCUCCUGCCCCGGCUGCUGCUGUGCGACGUGAUGAGCGUUUCGCUAGCUCCUAUUCUGAUUCGUACACUUCUCGUGGUUACAGCCAAAGUAGGGGUUCCUCGUGGAAUCCCUCCGGAGGACUCCCGGCCACACGCUUUGCACCACAGACCACAGCACGGGCUGAAAGCUACUACCAACAACCGCACCAUCCUUACGGCGGCGACUCUAGUCGGCACAGCCCCGCAGCAACGUCUAAGCCACGCGCACAUCAUUCCAAGUCACGGCGAAGGGACGAGCAAGACAGCUACGGGCAAUCCCAGUAUUACUCCCGGCCUCGUCAAUCUCAUUCUCGCCAGCAGUUUGGCGAUGGCGACACACACUCGAAUAGUACCCAUCAAGCUGCAACAUAUGGUGUGUCUACCGGUAGUCAUAGCAGCAGCCGCCAUGGGUCCAGAGCUCAGCAGCAGCAGCAGCAGCAGUAUAGUGGACAAGGCGAUUGGCGUUCUAGUCGCAGCAGUAGCAGCAAACAUCACUCUAGGUCUAAUGGUUACUGAUAGUGUGCUCACCACCCUACUCUAACGUUAUAGUGCCACCGUUCCUUAGUUCAUUGUCACUCACCUGCCCCGUAUUAGUAGUUUCAUGAUCUGAUCUCCCUGGUGGAGUCACUUAUCAACAUACCUCCGAAAUUAGGCCUUGCUGAAGAAUCCUUUUUUCUGACCAAUUUUCUUUUGAAGUUUAUGGUGUCCUCUGAAAUAUGAAAUAUGUACAAAAAGGAAUGUGUCAUCAGUCUUGCUUUCUUCUCUGUAGCUUCUAGCGUGUUAUUAAUUUAUUUUAUGAAGCUUAUCUCCUACAUUAGGCGUGACCAAAAACGAAUGUGUAAAACGGAUGUGGGUCCUCCGCACUGAGCGUGCGUGCGCGCGCGCAUGUGUGUGUGUGUGUGUAUGUGUGUGUGUGUAGUGCAUAGGUGCUUUGACUGUCUUGCCACACUUACCGGUACCGACUGCUAUGCUGUUAUUUCUGCUAUGUCUGCUAUUUCUCCACCCUACAGUCAGUUUGAUGUUUUUAUAUGAAUUCUGCAGCUUAUGCCCCUGGAAGGAUUUUUUUUAAUGAA